This is a messenger RNA of Trichoderma atroviride IMI 206040, 468 nucleotides long. RefSeq lists its product as uncharacterized. NCBI's taxonomy places the organism in Eukaryota, Fungi, Ascomycota, Sordariomycetes, Hypocreales, Hypocreaceae. The record is from RefSeq and is a predicted model, not a curated record.
AUGGCUCCCAGCGCUCAAGAGAUUCGAAACCUUCUCGAGGUUCACAUCGCCCAAGAUCUUGCUGAAAAGGCAGGGAACUCGGGAAAGCUUCAGCAGCCCGGACAUAUAACUAACCACUUCCACGACAAUGUUGAAUUCCACAUCAACGGCCAUGAAUUCCCACACGCUACCCAAUUGAAGGGUGCUGAAACUAUCAAGGGGGAGAUAGUUGAUGGUGGUCUUUCUGAUAUUCCCAACGUCAUCGAUUACUCCAAGCCUCACGAUUGUCAAAUCCUACAAGUGAUUGGUGGCGGCCCAGAGAGUGACUGGGCUGCCGCUGUGAUUAAGGCUACGGCAACGACUAUCACAGGCAAGCCAUUCAACCACGAAUCAGUCAUGACUUUCCAAUUCGAUAACAGCGGCAAGAUCAUUCACCUAAAGAACUAUGCCGACACCCUCCAUGUUCACAAUAUCCUCCAGGACAUCUGA